This is a messenger RNA of Clonostachys byssicola, 1866 nucleotides long. Lineage: Eukaryota; Fungi; Ascomycota; Sordariomycetes; Hypocreales; Bionectriaceae. The record is from the annotation of a GenBank genome assembly.
AUGGAUGGUGACCAGGCUGCCCAGCACGGAUCCGCAACGGACGACUGGUUUGCUGGCAUGUCACGAAAUAACAUGCCGAGCGCCGAGCAGAUACAGCGAGCUGCACUGGAGCUGGGAUGGUCACCGGCGUAUCUCUACUCUCGCUUAUGCCCGGGGUCUACCCAAGACGCACCUUAUCCUCAACAAACCACCCCUGGCACAUAUGGCACCACCCCUUUUGAUGUGACCUUACCUGGAACUCAGCAGAGGCCUCCUGACGAGCUAGACGAUAUUGCCAUUGACUUGAUUUUAGGCGAUAUAGGCGAAGACAUAACCGGAUACGAUAUGUCCGACCUCACUAUGGACCAACAGCCCACCAUGAUGCAACCAACCAGCCAGUCCAUUCUCCCCGCGGAUGAUGCCUCGGGGCGGGCCGAAGACUUACCAGUUGGGCGCCCGCACACUUACACUGAUGGCCAGGGUUCCGGGAGCACCGAUAUCACCCUAAGUUCCGAGGCGUCAUGGGUCGAUGUGGCCCGAGAACCCUCAUCAGCACCCGGUCGGGAGAUUGGGCAGGGCACUCUGUUCCCACGCGCGCCAAGUCACUGGCCAGCUUCCAUAGGCUUUUCUCGCUCUGUCAAGCUACCCGCUAGGCUUCGGCGUGGUCCCAAGCCCAAGAGUGGCAGACGACAGCCGCAACCCAAAGAAAAAGCUUCGAAUCCUUGCUACUUUUGUCGCCGAGGAAAAAGAGGUUGCGACGACGGUAUCAUCUGCAAGCCUUGUGAAAAACGCCUGACUCCAUUCAGGACUGGAAUGUGUCUUCGUUACGAGGUUUCUGAUGCCGCUCUCUUUCGCGUGCAGAAGCAGCCAGCUCAGAGAGCCAGCCAACGGUGGGCAACAAUGGACAUGGUCGACCUUGACGCCAAUGACUGGGAAUCGAGUGACAUACUGACCAUUCGCGUUACUCCAACCAUUUUACAUGCUCCGAUUGAACUAAAAUUACGAAAGUUCGUUCCAAAUGGUACAGAUGUCACUUUCAGAUCAUGGUGGGACGGUUCACAAAUGACGAGAUACGACAUGCCGCCAUAUGCAAUCGCCGACUUGGAAGAAGCAGCUAAGUCAUAUCGCACCGUCAUUGACCAGUAUGUCGCAAUAUUCGUCGAGGCUACAGUACGCCACCAUGAUAUACUGAUACAGAGGACAUACUCUGCCGCAUUAUGGCAAGCGGAACACACCCAGGACCCCAUGGAGAAAGAACUUCUGAUUACGAUAUUUCGCUUCUGGGUUGCGUGUCGUAUCACCUCCACUUCGUUGGAAAUCAUCGGUGACGAGACACUUGGACUAGCUCCUAUCAAUGACACAAGUUACAAUAUGCACGGCAAGGUGCCACUCCCCCCUAUCAUCACGCCUCAGGAGCAGAUCAUCGUUUAUUCCGGAAUUCUCAUUCCCCUGAGCAAGAGCAUUGUUUCUCAACUUGGGCUUUUCCUCAAGAACGCGAAUCCCAAAAUCCGAUAUCCUUCUUACUUGGGGCUAUUCAUCAUUCUCCACAGCUGUUCUAUGCUCACGAGAAGAAACAAGGAAUAUGCUAGACAAAUCAAUCACACGGGCGAAUACGUAAAUCCGGAUGCCAUUGCCGCCUUGCACUCAGGUGCCAUUACCAUGCUAGCACACUUCCAUGUCAACCAUGGAACUCAUCUCUUUAAUCCAGCGGCAACAUCAGGAUGUUUAGACCAAAGCCAAAUUCAAGUUCUGGCUGAAACCAAGAGAUUGGCCAAAGAGAAAUCUGAGUUAUUUGCUACCAUACGAAGAGAGCAAAAGGUCUGGGAAGACUUUUACUGGGUUUCACAGCUGUAUGACACUAAAUGGGAGCCAGACAAGCAGCCUUGA